AAGGAAGCCAAGUAGCUAAAACAACUACUAAGUACUAACCCAAAAAAUAAUUUAGUUUUGGCAACAAUUAACCAAAAAUAUAAUUUUUUAUUGCAACUUUCCCUCCUUUUCAAACUUUUUUUUAGUCCUCUUAUUUUUCUCUCUCCUCCCACAAAAGUAAAACCCCAUAAUUCUGCUUGAAGCAACCCACUCAGAAAGUAAUACUAUAAUCAAAUUAACCAAUUUCAAGUUUUUAACCAUCCUAUAAUCCUAUUUAUCUCUUUCUUUUUUAUGCUAAACUGCAGAUCUCACACCUUCCAACUUCCUUUUCUGUACAUUACAGCAACCUCAUAAUUCAUCUCUUUUAUUUUUUUUCCUGAGAGUAUCAGCUUAUGUAGAUCUCUUUGAAUUUUAGUUGAACAAGUAUUGAAUUUGAUUUCUGGGUUUUUUUCUUUGGUUUUCUGUGAUGAAUUUGAAGUAUAAUGCUGGGUUGUUUCUUAUUGGAACUGUUGUUGUCAUCUGGGUCUCCUCUGCUGAAGUUACCCAGGACAUAUAUAAUGCAUAUAGACAGCCAUUUGCUGUGACAUAUCUUGGAGCAUCUCUGAUGGUGGUUUAUCUUCCCAUAGCCUUUAUUAAAGAUUGGUUUUAUCGUAAAAUGAAAAAUUGCUCUUCAAGGAGUGGCAAACUUGCUGAAACUGUUAGAGAUUCUGCGGACAUACUUGAUUCUCCUCUUAAAUACGUUGAGCAGAAAAUUUCUGCAAUGGAACUUGAGGGAAAUCUCGUGAAAAAGAACAGUGAAUUAAACCUUUCAUUGGAAGACGAAAAACCUUUACUUGAUGAGGGUUCAAGGAAGCAGGACAGGGAGCUUACCAAAUGGGAGAUUGUUCGAUAUGGAUUAUAUCUAGCCCCUCUUUGGUUUUCUGUAGAGUAUCUCUCAAAUGCUGCCCUGGCACGUACUAGUGUUGCAAGUACAACAGUCUUAUCCUCAACCUCUGGACUUUUUACUCUUUUCAUUGGAGCUCUCCUUGGAGAGGAUUCGUUAAAUAUGGCAAAGGUUGUUGCUGUUUUUGUUAGCAUGGCCGGUGUUGUCAUGACAACUCUGGGAAAAACUUGGGCCGCGGAUGAUUCUCAAGCUAGUAGUUCAAGCGAUGGACAACGUUCACUUGUGGGGGAUCUCUUUGGGCUUCUCUCAGCUGUGUCAUAUGGACUAUUCACCGUGCUGCUGAAGAAGUUUGCUGGUGAGGAAGGUGGAAAAGUAGAUAUUCAGAAACUUUUUGGAUAUAUAGGUUUCUUUACUCUUAUAGCCCUUUGGUGGCUUGUGUGGCCAUUAACAUUUUUAGGAAUUGAACCAAAGUUCACGAUUCCUCACUCUGCUAAAACUGAUGAAGUUGUUCUUGCCAAUGGAUUGAUCGGAAGUGUUCUCUCUGACUACUUUUGGGCAUUAUCUGUUAUAUGGACAACUCCACUUGUUGCAACUUUGGGUAUGUCUCUUACAAUCCCACUUGCAAUGCUGGCUGACAUGGUUAUACAUGGUCGUCAUUACUCCACAGUCUAUGUUCUUGGCUCUGUCCAGGUUUUUGGUGGAUUUGUAAUAGCGAAUCUUUCAGAUUGGCUCUCGAAGAAGCUGGGUUUAUAACAUUUCGACAAAUACACUUAGCUCGGUGUCUCAUAUUCUUUUCCUCGUCACCAGAUUUGUUAUUUGGGCGAGAAAUGUCAUAAAAAGGAGCAUAAUUCCCUAAGGGGUUAUCAGCGACUGAUUGCACAAAAUAGUAAAACAAAAGAAUGUUUUAAUGCAUGUUAUGAUGAAAUGUAAAGAAAAAUUAUAGUCAAUGAUUGGUUACCAAAAAAGAAAAUAAAAUCACUUUCUAUAUGCAAAAA
Beta vulgaris subsp. vulgaris (sugar beet) is the source of this 1857-nucleotide messenger RNA. RefSeq lists its product as hypothetical. Gene Ontology annotation, cellular component: membrane. The transcript is spliced from 8 exons. The record is from RefSeq and is a predicted model, not a curated record. NCBI's taxonomy places the organism in Eukaryota, Viridiplantae, Streptophyta, Magnoliopsida, Caryophyllales, Amaranthaceae. Gene Ontology annotation, biological process: regulation of peptide transport. Bases 446 to 1615 code for a protein of 389 amino acids.